AUGUAUUUUAUUUUAUACAUAUUAAUUGGUAUUUUGUGGGGGUGUACAAACGUGUUUAUAAAAAUUGGAUGUAAAGAAAAAAAAAAAGAAAAAAAAAACGAAAAAAAAAAAGAAAAAAAUACAAUAGAAGAAAUUAUUACAAUAUUAAAAAACAUCAACAUUAUUUUACCAUAUUUAUUAAAUCAGAUUGGGUCUAUGUUUUAUUAUUUUUUAUUGUUUAAAUCGGAUAUAUCAUUAACAGUUCCAUUAUCAAAUGUAUCAUCUUUUGUUUUUACAUAUAUUACUGAAAUUGUUAUUUUAAAAAAAAAUGUUUCAUACAAAUCUGUAUUAGGGUUAACAUUAGUUUGUAUAGGAUUAAUUAUUUGUUUAAACUCUUAA
Molecule: messenger RNA, 378 nt
Organism: Plasmodium yoelii
Lineage: Eukaryota; Apicomplexa; Aconoidasida; Haemosporida; Plasmodiidae
Exons: 1
Coding region: 1-378 (125 amino acids)
Source: RefSeq, a predicted model, not a curated record